AUGGUGGAAGAUUUCGCAGGGGGGAGGAACCCGUGUCCACGAGAGGAGCAGUCCGGUUCUCGCUCGCUGGAGAAACGAGGGGGAAGUUUGCUGGGGGAGAGGAACCCAUGCCCACACUUGCCAGAGGAGCAGUCCAGCCCUCCCUCAUUGGAGGAGCUGGAAUGGUGGCAGGCUUCUCUGGUGGCGAUGUAUCUUGGUCCGCCCAGCUGCGAGGAGAUCCAGGAGGACAGUCUUCCAUCUCCUGCUGCAGCUCCUUCUCUGACACCUGCUGCAGCAGCCCUGGCCCCAUCUCCUGCGGCUGCAGCUCCGGACUCUGUCCCUGCAGCUCUGGCCCCAUCUCCACCGGCUGCAGCUCUGGUCCCUGGUUCCCCAGCUGCAGCCCCGAUCCCUGGCUCCCCAGCUGCAGUCCCGUCUCUGGUCCCUGCUAGUCCUUCGGCUAACAUCCUCGCUCCUGGCUCAUCUCUGGAGGUCCUCGCUCCUGGCUCGUCUCCGGAGAUCCUCGCUCCUGGCUUGUCUCCUGAGGUCCUCGCUCCUGAGUCUACCGCAGAAGAUCUUCGGUCUGCAGAGAGCUCAGGGUCCCCGCCUUGUAGCACCCAUGGUCAGUCAUUCGACGUCUCCGCUCCCGGCUCGUCUCUGGAGGUCCUCGCUCCCGGCUUGUCUCUAGAGGUCCUCGCUCUGGGCUUGCCUGUGGUCUUCGUUCCCGACCCGCCUGCGGAAGUUCCUCACCCCUGGUUUGGCUCUGGAGGUCCUCAUCUACCUGAGUCCAGGCAGGCAGAGAUGGACUCCUCUACUACCUGGGAAGGGACGGUCCCCUGA
Messenger RNA from Nematolebias whitei (Rio pearlfish), 816 nucleotides. Its product is annotated as proline-rich protein 36-like. NCBI's taxonomy places the organism in Eukaryota, Metazoa, Chordata, Actinopteri, Cyprinodontiformes, Rivulidae. The record is from RefSeq and is a predicted model, not a curated record. The transcript is spliced from 2 exons. The coding region runs from base 1 to 816 and encodes 271 amino acids.